UGUCACGUGGUUGUCGGGGGCGUGCACAUCACAGCUGAUGUAAACAUUAGGAAAGAAGCUUCGUGUUCAAGCUGGGGACGAUAAACACUCAAAGACAUUUAUAUAGACAGUAUAUAAAUCCAAAAUAACACCACUUUUUGGAUGAAAUCCUUUAUUUGAAAGUAGCAUAGUCAAUAUGGACCUCCAUGUAAAUCUGAAGGUGAAUUUCAGAGGAAACACUGAGACUUUCCUAGUUACAGAUUCGGAGAAGACGAGCUGGGAGUCCAUGGAAGCCAUGCUGAAAACAUCCUUUGGUUUGUGCCAUUUUCAAGUGAAAUACUUUGAUGAGGACAACGAGGAGGUGUCCAUCAACAGCCAAGAGGAAUACCAAGAAGCUUUAAAGAGUGCAGUGAAGCAGGGAAACCAGCUGCAGAUGAAUGUUUACAAGGUGAAAGGCUUGCAGGGUAGAGGAGCAGCAAAGAGGGAGGCCAAAGAAGUGAAAAAUGGAAUCGGGCUGCUCGCGCACUUCCCCUCAAUGGUGAAGACCGUAGACCAGGAAACGCAGGUGACCACCCCCGAGCUGGAUGAGGUGAUUAUGAAAAAGGUCAAGGAAACCAAGGAGCAAGACAUGACCCCAGUGUGGUUCACCUCUUACAUGGAGCAGUUCAAAGACCAAGUUGUGAAGGAGACUGUGGAGAAGCUUUGCCGUGAGUUCUCUGGAGAGUGCUGUUUCCACGCGUCUCCUCCCGUUGUUGCCCAGACCCAGGCAGCCGAGGUCAGCUCAUCCUCGAUUUGUCCCACUGCCCCUGUCCCCGUCUGCAGCAGCUGUCUGGGCCAGGCUUCUGGGGGAGGUUAUCGGUGCAGUGUGUGUCCAUCCUGCACCCUGUGUGAGCUGUGCAGCUUCAGCCACGACCCAAGUCACAACCUGAUCCGGGCCAGGACGCCCCUCUCCAUCCCUGAGUAUGGAGUCUCUGGUGAACACUACAGGUUCCACAGGAGGGGAGACAGAGGCUUCCGGGAGGCGGAGAAGCAGCGUUUGAAGGCAGAGAAGAGGCAGCUGAAGGCAGAAGUGAAGGAGAUCAAGAAGCAGCUCAGGAUGGAGAGGAGCCUGCAGAGGAAUGCACCCAAGGACGGGAGUGCACACCGUGGCCUACUGCAGCCCCGCGGCACCCAGGCCAACAGACCAGAGGGUCCCAAGGUCUGCUGCCCUUCUAUGGUUCCUACAAUGACCGCCCUGUUCCUGGGCGAGAAUCUGCCUGACGGGACCCGUCUGGAGCCUGGCAUGAAGUUCAUCAAGUGUUGGAGGAUGAGGAACACAGGUUCUGUCUGCUGGACCACGGAAACGAAGCUGAAGUUCAUGUGGGGAAGCCUGGCCCUGGCUUCCAGUGAGAAGCAGAAGGAGGUGGCUGUGCCUUUCCUGCAGCCAGGCCAGGAGGGUGUGUUGAGUGUGGCUUUCAUGGCACCUGUGCUGGAGGGCACAUACUCCUCACACUGGCGCCUGGCACACCGAGGGGAGCAGUUUGGCCCCAGGGUGUGGUGCAGCAUCAUGGUGGACCCUGCUGCAGAUGGAGGGCCUCCCCCUCCCCCCAAUACACUGCAGGAGAAGGAGGGCACAUGCUGCCCAGGCUCCGGGGUCUGUGCGCCGGGGCCCACAGUCCACCAGCGGGAGCUUUUCAUUCCUUCCGUGGACCUGCUCACGGCUCAGGAUUUGCUGUCCUUCGAGCUGCUGGACAUCAAUAUCAUACAAGAGCUGGAGAGAGUUCCACACAACACCCCAGUGGACAUGACCCCUUGCAUGUCCCCUCUGCUCCACGAGGGCCCCCUGCAGGAGAAGCCAGGUUUGGGGCUCAUCAAGGACGAGGCUGAGGCCUCGGGGGUGCAGACAAUUCUGGGGAGCGUGCAGGCGGGACCGGCAGAGGCAUCGGGAGUCCCGGCUCAGGAGGAGGGAGAUGGGGACAUCAGCGGGACACAGUUUGUGUGCGAGACAGUGAUCCGGUCCCUGACCCUGGAGGAGGCCCCGGACCACAAGCCCCUGCGGCGACCCCGGCCUGGCGGCGAUAUGGCUGGGUUCCCUGCAGCCCAGGAGUCCCCUCUGGAGAGAGCUGGGAUAGAGCAGGGGGGGACAAGCCUGGAGCCAGUUGUGGAGAAAGGAGCCAGGAUCCUAAAAGACCCACCUCAAGCGCCGGCCUUGACCCCAUCCAGGGAUAUCCAAGAAGAGCCGGCAAUUCCAGAGGAGUAUGGAGAGUUAGAUAUUGAACACAUGACCAUGUUCCCCGUCACCCCAUCUGAGGAGGAGGACGAAGAAGAGGAAGAUGGGGAGCACGACGAAGUGCGCAGCCAGGGUUCAUCGGUGUCCUCCGAGGAUUACAUCAUCAUCCUGCCUGACUGCUUCGACACCAGCCGUCCCCUGGGCGAGUCUAUGUACAGCUCGGCCCUGUCACAGCCCGGCAACGAGGGAGGGGUGGAGACCAACGCCGAGGCUGAACUGGAGGCAGAGCCGAAGGUUGAGUGGGAGGAACGCGGGGCGCCCACCCUCACUUUGCUGCAGUCGAGUAGCGUCAAUGACAUGCUCUGCGCCUCCCAGACGCUGGACACAGUCCCCCUCACCCCAGAGGUGGUACCCGUCCUCACCCCUCCAUCACAGCCACCACCUGCCAAUGCCCAUGUUGUUAGGUCAGCGGCCCGCUGUGCAAUGGAGCUGGCAGCAGAGGCCAUGAGCAUAAAUGAGCCAGCUAGGUCUGAGCAGAUGGUGAACGGCUUCAGUCCAGUGCAGUCACAAGGUCCUGCCAGGCCCUCUGAGACCUGUGACUCACGACCACGGACCUCUCGAGACCUCCGGUGGGACGUGCCACACCGUGGACCACGGGGUAGCUCACAACACAAGAGGUCGCAUGGAGGCAUCUCUGGGGGACUGGUUAAGGGAGCCUUGUCUGUUGCAGCCUCUGCCUACAAGGCCCUCUUCACUGGGCAACCAGGCCCCACACAGCCCCCCGUAGACGUGGCCAGCCAGGAUGCCAGCAUGAUGGCGGUGCUACUGGAAAUGGGCUUCUGCGACCGGCAGCUCAACCAGCGGCUGCUGAGGAAGCACGGCUACAACCUGCUGAACGUGGUCAAUGAGCUGGUUCAGCUGACCGACAACGAGUAGGAGGGAACCACUCAGACCCUCCUGCACCACCCCCCCCCCUCCUACAGGAAAGGUCUCCUGUCAUAGCGUAGGUCAGAUCUACCCAAACUGACUGUGGAAGCAUUGGCGGCUGUCUUUCUGUGUGCGGGGCAGGCCUUGUGUUCACAUCUGAAAAUCUCAUAUAAAAUUGCAGUUUUCCAGGAUGGCUUUAUGAAUGUACCAAUAAGUACACCGGUAAGUAUACUUACUGUGCUAACAGUAAGUAUAAACAGAAAUAUGACAGGCAGAAUAAAAUGGAGGCAUAGAAUGCCUUGAAUGAUAUUAUACCCUCCAGAAUAUUUGUUUGAAUAUCUGCUCAAACAGUAUGUCAUAGCACCACAUUAACCGAGGAAGUGGCAAUAGUUUGCACCCAUUUGCAGAAGAAUGAUGCCUCUAUAUCACCAGCAGUUGAUAAUUCCUGCGAAAAGCAUGCAUGACCAUCUGUCAAAACCAGCUUUCUUUGUCACGCCUGCUAGCCAUUGUUAAGAAAACAGACACAAGGUGGUCUAAAAAGGGAUCAAAUCAGACAGCAUGCUGAAUGUUACUGACCUCCAUGCUGAACUGUUUCAACCUUCCUUAUCUGCAGAGGGCCAAAGGUAAAGCUUGUUAUUGUAAAAAAAAAAAUAAUAAAAUAAAUAAAUAAAAUAAAAAAAAUCUGCAGUGCUUGACAGAAAACAUUCCCAUAUGUCUGUAGAUUUUUAUUUGAAGAGAAGAUUAUUGGCCAUUAAGCUUUUUCAUAUGGUGAUUAUAUUGGUAAAUAAUAUACACUCAGUGAUCACUUUAUUAGGAAGACCUGUACACCAGCUUGUUAAUGCAAAUAUUUAAUCAGCCUAUCAUGCAUAAAACUAAAUGCAUAAAAACAUGCAGACGUGGUAAAGAGGUUCAGCUGUUUUUCAGACCAAAUUUCAGAAUGGGGAAGAAAUGUAAUCUAAGUGAUUUUGACUGUUUAUCUCCUUCACAACAGUCUGUAGAGUUUGCAGAGAAUAAUGCGAAAAACAAAAAACAUCCAGUGAGCAGCUGUUCUGUGGUCAGAAAUGUGUUGUUAAUGAGAGAGGUUAGAGGGUCAAAGCUGACAAUAAGCUACAGCAGCAGAAGACUUGAGUUUAAAAAAUAUAAAAUUGUAUAAGUACCUAAUAAAGUGCACAGUGAGUGUAUAGAAGUAAUGACUGAGCCUUAUAGGGCCAUUAUUUUACAUGGGUUUUGAAGGAUUUGUUUUUUCCUAUAUUCUACACAUUUCCAAUGUUUUAUUUUAGGUCCUGAUAUCCAAUCGAAGAGGUUUGUGUGGUUUUAAAUACAAAAAACUUGUCCAUUCUCUGCUUGUCAUGAUUCUCUGCUUGUCAAUUACAGUCUGUUUUAGUGACUUUCUUAGUGUGUUUAAGGCUCAUUGAUAUCAUGAACCUCUUUUCUGAUUGGCUGGCUAGCUCUAAUGAGCUGAAUGCCAUAUGUACCAAGUGUGGAUUUUGUUCUGGCUACAAGGUGGGCUGUGCUGAACCAAAUUAGUGUAUCGUUGAGAUGUCAAAGUCCAAAUGGCUCGCUUAAAUCUACAUUUUUUCAUACGGUUUGUGUGGAUUUAUGUGUUUUUGUAGCCUUAGAAAGAAAUUAGAAGAAUAUAGGAUUUAAGGUUUGAAAGGAAUAAUGAAAUAGCUUUGGGUGUGGUUUUGAAUUUUAGGUUUUUCUCUAUCCAUUUUCUGAUUUUCCUGGGGGUUUUUUUAUUAUUUAUUUGAAAAUGCAUUUUUCUCUUCAGAUUCACUUUUGUUGGCUCACUUAAGUACAGCAUAUAACAGGCUGGAUUCUAUCAGUUUGACAGAAGAGCUUCUUGAACUUGACUAACUUUUUGUGCAUGGGACACUAAUCAUGUUAGAGCCCUAAAACUGAAUGCACACACCCUUCAUAUUUUGCCUGAAAGCUUCAAGGUGCUGCUUCAGUGCUGCCUUCAUACAUAGAUUGGCAAUCAUGUCUGGCCUUUUCUUGGGAAUUGCCCAAAGAACGUAAACCCUGAAUGCACAAGAGUUAAUGUACACAUAGAAAGUUAAUGUAUGUUGAAAUGAAGUGCUGAAAAGAGCUGUAUUUUUUCAAAGAGGAAGUGGAGUUACAUAAGCAGAGUAAGUUUUUUUUAAUUUUUUUUACAGCAUUAUGUCCAUUAGGUACACCUCACUUCCUUUCCACUGCCCUUUUGUUAUCAGUGAGUAUUCUGACUUGCAUUGCAACAAAAUACAACUCCUCUGCUUGAAAGUAUUGACUGGAGACAGGAAUUUAGAUACUGGAAAUGCUGGCAGGGGAGAGUAGAGGUUUUUUUAAAUGGUGGCUUUCAAAAUCAUCAAACUAAUCCUUGUGGAAGUAGUUGUCAACUGAUGUGAGUGUCAGUUGUCACAUGCAUUUGUGAGGACAUUCAAGCUAGUUGUUUUUUUUAAUCACACUUUGAUUCGGAUCCCCGUCGGGUGGAGGUGCUCUAUUUUUGUAGGCUAAUGGCAGAGAAAAAACGUGAAUGUAUCUGAAGAGUAAUUUAGAAUAUUAAGAAACUUAGGAUCAUUUUAGCUUUGCUAAACAGUACAAUUGUAUUAAAUAUAUUUAUAUAUUGCUGGGGGAAAACCAUUUUUUGAACAGUAAAUGAUGCUUUCCUUGUGUUGGAGCAUAACUGUUAAUCUAAAGAAAAAAUAGCAGACAAGGAGCAAGGUACUUUUCUAGGUGUUCAUGGGCCUGUCAUUUUGACAGACAUUUGUCUCAUCCCAUAGGGAAUCUUAGAUUGCCUUCAGUUUAACCUCUUUUCUCAUCUUUGGAUGUACAGAGGAAUGUCUGUUCUGUUUAUUCUGUUUAAUUUCCCCAUUAACCAUUAAUGGAUGAGUUCAUAACUUAUUUCUCUGAAAUAUGGUUCAUAUUCACAGCUAUCAAAAGAUCUUCUACCAGUGCACCGGGUCCUUUGAUGUUUGUACAUUCAGAAGGAGGAACUAUUCAUGACACUGAAAUUGACUGGUUGAAAUGUUCUGGCUUAAUUUUCUGUGAAGAAAGCACUGAAUAUCUAUCUGACACAAAGAAACACAGAUCAGCUCAACUGGGGGCAACAAGUAAUUUGUAUGUGCUUUGUGAGAACAGGAGGAACUGCAUUCAUGCACUUACUGUAUUGCAUAGGGUAAUGACUUCACACACAUAUGUGAUGUAAAACUUAUUGCUGAUAUGAUUUAAUAAAGAAUAAAGACAAAAUCUCUGUGUAACCAAA
This is a messenger RNA of Conger conger (European conger), 6356 nucleotides long. Its product is annotated as next to BRCA1 gene 1 protein-like. The transcript is spliced from 21 exons. Gene Ontology annotation, cellular component: phagophore assembly site. Gene Ontology annotation, molecular function: ubiquitin binding. The record is from RefSeq and is a predicted model, not a curated record. Gene Ontology annotation, biological process: macroautophagy. Bases 176 to 3124 code for a protein of 982 amino acids. NCBI's taxonomy places the organism in Eukaryota, Metazoa, Chordata, Actinopteri, Anguilliformes, Congridae.